This is a messenger RNA of Actinia tenebrosa (Australian red waratah sea anemone), 1472 nucleotides long. RefSeq names its product MAM domain-containing glycosylphosphatidylinositol anchor protein 1-like. Gene Ontology annotation, cellular component: plasma membrane; cell-cell junction. Gene Ontology annotation, biological process: homophilic cell-cell adhesion. Gene Ontology annotation, molecular function: cell adhesion molecule binding. NCBI's taxonomy places the organism in Eukaryota, Metazoa, Cnidaria, Anthozoa, Actiniaria, Actiniidae. The record is from RefSeq and is a predicted model, not a curated record.
ACUGCAGUACAGCUGACAAAGGCUUGAAUCAAACGACGGAUCAAAUGUGGAUCACUUAUACUGUAAUAAGCUGCUGUAUACUCAUUGCCGUGCUUUUUGUCAUCGCAAUCUUGAAAAGAAAAAUGGCUGGUGCAAAAAAAGACGCAGCGCCAACAAUUCGCAUUCACGAUGAUUAUGCGACAGUUAUGACAGAAUUUGUUAUAAAGCUAAGGCGAGCUUUUGGCGCUGCGAUUACUGCUGAAAACAACGAUCCCUACCAAGAACCAAUAGACGCUGUUGUUGUGGAACGCGAAGAACCACAGUCCCUGGGAAGAAGCACUAGUACUACCGAUGAUGGUUAUGCGACAGUUCAGGAAUGUGGUAGCGUUCAAUUUACUGAUGAAAACAAAGAUCUCUACCAAGAACCAAACGAGACUGUUGUGGUGGUACACAAAGAAUCGCAGUCCCUUGCAGGAAGCACAAGUUUUACCGAUGAUGGUUAUGAUGUUUGCGUCCCAUGUGAUGUUGAAAACGUAGUUCCCUACAAAGAACAGAGAUGCUUUGGCCGUGAUCCGGCACGCGAAGAAUCACAGUCCCUGGGAAGAAGCACUAGUACUACCGAUGAUGGUUAUGCGACAGUUCAGGAAUGUGGUAGCUUUCAAUUUACUGAUGAAAACAAAGAUCUCUACCAAGAACCAAACGAGACUGUUGUGGUGGUACACAAAGAAUCGCAGUCCCUUGCAGGAAGCACAAGUUUUACCGAUGAUGGUUAUGAUGUUUGCGUCCCAUGUGAUGUUGAAAACGAAGUUUCCUACCAAGAACAAAGAUGCUUUGGCCGUGAUCCGGCACGCGAAUAUCACAGUCCCUGGGAAGAAGCACCGUUACUACCUAUGAGGGUCAGGGAUAUGGGACAGUCGAAGAGCGUUGUUUCAGGCCAAGGCGAGACAUGAGUAGUACAAAAUCCGCGUACAAAGUAACAAUCUUUCUGAGACGGGUUUCCAGUGGGCACGCCCUGCAAUGAUCAUGUAUGAUUAAGAUCUUCUCUUGAAGUAACGCACUCACUCAGUACCAUUCUCUAGUUGACAGUUACUAAAGGAGUGCGUUACUUUAAUUCAAUCCGUUGUCUGGUUACAGGAUGAUUUCGGUAGCAAAGAAUCGUAUUACGUAGCGCUUCCUGUUACAUGUCAUCCAAUAAAGCCCAGGUAACCCAUAUCAGAAAGAAAGAGUAAUGAAUUGUUAAAAUAUGAACUAUUCAGUUGACUAAGGCUCCCGCCGUAGCCGGGUUCCCUGUGCAGUUGUGUCAAAAUGAGUACCAAAAUAUAAUUGUCAGUAGAAAGGCGAGGUCUCUGCUCAUAACAUACAAUAUGGGAUAACUAAGAUUAAAUAUACUAAUAUACACUUAAUGUCUGUUCUCGAGGGAAAUACUUUUGUUUUCCUUAGAGCGUAGAUGAUUCUAAUGUCUCUACUCGAUGUCUUCGAUUACAAAUGUCACG